AUGCUGGCAUUGCCUGCCGCCUUACUCAUCUCCAUCGUCGCUGCCAUACCCUCACCUGCUGCUUAUGUAGAGCAACGACCCUUCUCAGCGCCAGCACCUCCCACUCCCUCACGAUGGCGGAUGCUGUCGGAUAAGCUGAUUGAUACGGUGUUUGGCAAUUUUGAUGAUCAACCCGGACCAGAUAAGAUCUUGAGAGGCAAUAGACAGGCUCCACCACAUACCUUUGCGAGAUACGGCAGUGAUAUCGUUCUACGCUUCAAUGUCAGCACAGCAGAAGAGGCGAAGAGUUUAGCGGAGGCGGCAGAUACGCUCAUAUUAGACGUCUGGGAGUACGCGGAAGAUUGGGUGGAUAUUAGGUUGAGCAAGGACAUUGUGGCACCUUUGCUUGGACUUCUGCCUGCUUCAUUACAGCACUCGCAUACACCACUUCUUGGACAACGCGAUCUUGUGCAGGCCAUCUUCGACACAUAUCCGUCGCCGAAGGGUCAGAAUGAUCAAAGUAUACAGACCACGAACAGGGCACCUUCGCCCGUCUUUGGCUCCUCGCUGAAGCCAUCGCGAGAAGGCGAAAGCAACAUAUUCUUCGCCGACUACCAGCCUCUGUCGGUCAUUGAUCCGUGGAUGAGACUGCUCGCCUCGCUCUUUACCACACACGUGCGUAAAGUCACCAUCGGCGUAUCUGGACAAGGUCGCGACAUUGUCGGCUUGCGUGUUGGUGUACAUCCGACAAAUAAUGACGAGCCAUCUUCGAAACGCAAAACCGUCCUCGUAGUUGGUGGAAGUCACGCUCGCGAAUGGAUCAGUACAGCCUCUGUCAACUUCGUGGCUUAUAGUUUGAUAACAGGCUACGGCAAGAUACCGAGCAUCACCCACAUGCUAGAGGACUUUGACUUUGUUUUCGUGCCGUCUCUGAACCCAGACGGAUAUGCUUAUACCUGGAAUACAGAUCGUCUAUGGCGCAAGAACCGACAGUCGACCAACUUCCGCUUCUGUCAAGGUAUCGACAUCGAUCGUGCUUUUGGCUACCAAUGGGACGGCGAUGUCACAACAACCGGCAACCCUUGCUCCGAAAGUUUUGCAGGCGAACAACCCUUUGCGGCCACUGAGGCGAAGCGUCUAGCAGACUGGGCGAAGAACGAGACGAAACACAACAACGUCGAGUUUGUCGGCUUUCUAGACCUCCACAGCUACUCGCAGCAAAUUCUCUACCCAUACAGCUACUCCUGCGACGCCACUCCGCCAGGCCUCGAGAACCUCGAGGAGUUAGCCUUUGGUCUGGCGAAAGCUAUCAGGAUCUCAGGCGGCCACAGCUACGAAGUCAUGCCGGCAUGUGAAGGCAAUGUCGCGUCCUCUGCAAAAGCCGCGGAUGGCAAGCAAAGAUUAUGGCCACGUAUGGAAGCUGCAGGCGGCUCGGCACUAGAUUGGUUCUACCAUGAGAUGAAAGUGAGGUACGCGUACCAGAUCAAGUUGAGAGAUCGAGGGACGUAUGGGUUUCUGUUGCCGAGGGAGAAUAUCGUGCCGACUGGUAAGGAGGUUUUGGAGGCGGUGCUUUACUUUGGGAAUUUCUUGGGUGAGGUUUAUGAUGCUGCGGGUGCUACUAAGAGUCGUGUUGAGCUUCGGCCGAUCUUGGACGACACCGGCGGGAUGGAUGGGAGGAUUGAGUCGGAAGGCGAGGCCAGUACUGAGCUCAAGGUAGAGGACAUCUAUGAGGACGAUGACUCCUUCGGGCCCGCGGACAUGCAGUGGGAUCUGCGGCGGAGGCGUAGGCAGUGA
This is a messenger RNA of Recurvomyces mirabilis, 1773 nucleotides long. RefSeq names its product putative metallocarboxypeptidase ecm14 (gene ECM14). NCBI's taxonomy places the organism in Eukaryota, Fungi, Ascomycota, Dothideomycetes, Mycosphaerellales, Teratosphaeriaceae. The record is from RefSeq and is a predicted model, not a curated record. The transcript has a single exon. The coding region runs from base 1 to 1773 and encodes 590 amino acids. Gene Ontology annotation, biological process: proteolysis. Gene Ontology annotation, molecular function: metallocarboxypeptidase activity; zinc ion binding.